UGCAAACGAUUGUUUGCAGAGAUACACAACAGGAGGCAACUACAACUCAAGGUUACGCCAAAAGAUGGUAUCAUUGGUGUAACAUUGUUGGACAACUCUGAUGUAGAGAUGUUUCACAACCUUGUGGGCACGCCUCGUAGCCUUCCACCAACAUUGACACACCUCGAGCUUGGUCCCAAGUUCAGAUUGUUGGACCAAUCGUUCAUCCCUCCAUCGCUCACAUCACUCAAGUUGAAAAGUACAUUUCACUAUAACCUGAGGUUUGAUCAGUUGCCACCAUCACUCAAGACACUGGAGCUUGGUGAUCAUUUCAAAACCUAUUCAGAAGAUGCAAAUAGAAGGAUGCCAACAACAAUCACAUCUUUGUCACUGGGCGACAUCUACAAUGACCCUCUUCUGCCAGGUCUCCUCCCUCCAUCACUCAUAUCGUUGACUCUGGGUGCUCGAUUCGACCAACGCAUUGGCGAACGAUCACUUCCACUCACAUUGGAAACACUAAAGAUUGGCAUGAACUAUACACAGGAGUUUGGAUUGGAAGUGCUGCCACCAUCACUCACCUCUCUCUCAUUCGAUAGAUACUCAUUGUACAACAAAGAGUUCAUGCCAGGAGUGUUGCCCAACCAACUUCAAUCAUUGACACUUGGAAAGCAUUACAAUCAGAUGUUUAGAGUUGGAUCACUCCCGCCAGAACUCACUCGCUUGUCAAUUUCGCAAACCUAUGAUUCAAAAUAUAAUCAAGAGUUCCAACCUGGUGUACUGCCCGCUUCACUUCACAUAUUGACUCUGGGCCAUUCAUUCAAACAAUCGAUUCGACGAGGUAUUCUGCCCAACUCUUUGACCGAAAUUGAGGCACCCAUGAAUGGAGACCAAGUGAUCGAGCCAGGUGCACUUCCCAACUCACUCAUUUCAUUGACUAUCCUCAACAGACCAGAGAUCACUGUUGGAAUGCUGCCCAACUCACUCCAAUCACUCUACAUUACAGAACAGUUUCCCGGUGUCAUCCCAGUGGGAGCACUGCCAGAGUCAUUGACCAUGCUAUCGUUUGACAGUUGUACCAUUAUUAAUGAUCCAAUCCAACCUGGCACAUUACCAUCAUCACUAAAGACCUUGAAUAUUGGUCCUUACAUGCACCGGAUCAAACAAGGUAUCCUGCCCUCUGCUUUGACAUCACUCACGUUUAUUGGCUGCAACAAGGAAUUCCAACCUGGAGUGUUGCCAUCGUCAAUCACCGCAUUGGACCUGGGCCAUUCGUAUGCCCAUUCACUGACUGCCAAAGAGCUCCCAUCAUCACUCACAUCGCUCAGAAUAAGUGGUGCACCCUUGACAUUCCCAAGAUUGGAGAGUCUUGAGAUCAGUUCAAUGAAAUACUUCACAGAGAUCAAGUGUGAUUAUAUUGGAUCACUGCUUAUCGAUUGUAGCAUUGAUAUCAAGAAGACAAACAGUAAAUGGCCUUCGACCAAACAACAUUUUGGAUCAUUCACCAUUGGCAGCAGAUCACACAGUUCAACGACCGAUCCCAAACAUCGAGUGCAACAUAUCAAGUCACUGAUCAAAUCGAUACCAAACGUUGACUCUUACAACAUACACUGCGUAGACUGGAGUGUUCAACUUCGCAAGACUGAUCAAUGGAAUGCAAUCAUUCUCAUCAGUACAUACAGAUGUAUAGAGGAUGAACAAUCAAUCACCAAGAAGAGAAUACAGUUCGUCACUUUGGACAAGUCUGGAGAGUUGGUGUCAAGAUUUCAAGAUGAGAUCAAUCGUUUGAAACAAGAGAAUGAUCGACUCACCAUCACCAAUGCAAAUCUUAUUGAGGAUGGAAAGAAGGUAGGGUCGAGGACCAAGACAAACGAUGUGAACAAUAGAUUGAAACAAGAGAAUGAUCAACUCAGGUGCAAAGUGGAACGAUUGGUUCAAGAGAAGAAAGAGGAAAGCAAGAAGUUAGAGUCGGUCACCAAUCAACUCAAUCAAUAUUUGAAGGAAUGGGAGAUCAAAGUAGUUGUACCAACACCACCAACCAAGCCUGUUGUUGCCAAGAGUACAAGAAGAAGG
Acytostelium subglobosum LB1 is the source of this 2049-nucleotide messenger RNA. RefSeq lists its product as hypothetical. The annotation marks the transcript as partial. The record is from RefSeq and is a predicted model, not a curated record. NCBI's taxonomy places the organism in Eukaryota, Evosea, Eumycetozoa, Acytosteliales, Acytosteliaceae. The transcript has a single exon.